Molecule: messenger RNA, 2304 nt
Organism: Nematostella vectensis (starlet sea anemone)
Lineage: Eukaryota; Metazoa; Cnidaria; Anthozoa; Actiniaria; Edwardsiidae
Product: alpha-L-fucosidase
Exons: 8
Coding region: 130-2181 (683 amino acids)
Biological process (GO): glycoside catabolic process; fucose metabolic process
Cellular component (GO): lysosome
Molecular function (GO): alpha-L-fucosidase activity
Source: RefSeq, a predicted model, not a curated record
UUAAUUAUUCAACAAGGAAAUCUUGUUAAAUGUCGACUUCCAAGCAUUAGUCAUUUUCGUUCAGAUCUCCAAGUACGUUAUUGAAGCACUCUCCACUGGCUUGAUCGCGCCAAGGCGAGUAAAGCUGCGAUGAUUCGCUGGGUAUUCUUAGUGGCUUGCUUUAGUUUCGUGUUGGCAAGGUCUUCUUCCUUUGAACUAAAAAAAUACAUCGACGAUGUCCCUGAGGUACGAUCACCCAUUAAACGGGAGCUGUCAAAGACACAAAAGCCACUAAUUACCUUACAAAAAGGCCAUAACCCCAGCAAGGCAAAUAAACAACUAAUCAAAGAAAUGACACAAGUGAAGUCGAAGCAAAAGGACCACCAUGCCAAGAGAGGUUCUAUAGCGCAUGCCCAGAAGCCGUCCAAACGCGCGCGAAAGAUCGUCAACCAUCCUAAGGCGAUGUUCGCAAGCGUAAUUCGCUCUCAGCAGAAAGAUGACUCGUAUUACGAGCUGAAUCAAAUCCCGUAUUACUCGACCCCCGACUGGGAAUCCCUGGACGCGCGGCCACUACCCUCGUGGUACGAAGACGCGAAGUUCGGGAUCUUCGUGCACUGGGGACUGUACUCGGUCCCGGGGGUGGGUAGUGAGUGGUUCUGGUAUCACUGGAGACAGGGCUACCCGGAGAUCAUGGAGUACAUGUGGAGGAACUACCCCCCCGGAUUCAGUUACGCUGACUUCGCAUCAAAGCUCAAGGCGGAGAUGUUCAAUGCGACCGCGUGGCAUGAGCUCAUCGCGAAGUCUGGGGCGAGAUAUUUUGUCUUCACCGGUAAACACCACGAUGGAUUCGUGAACUGGAAUACUAGCUAUUCGUGGAACUGGAACUCGGUUGAUAAUGGACCACACAGGGAUAUCGUAGGUGAACUAGCGAGUGUGUUCCAUAUGUAUGGUGAUAUCAAGUUUGGCUUGUACUACUCGCUCUACGAGUGGUUCAACCCACUUUAUCUCAAGGACAAGAGAAAGAACUUCAUGACCGACGAAUAUGUCAAGACUGUGGUAAAGCCGCAACUGCGGGAGCUGGUCAACAAAUACAUGCCGGACAUCCUGUGGGCCGACGGAGACUGGGAAGCAAAAGACUCGUACUGGGGCAGCAAGGAGUUCCUCACAUGGCUCUACAAUGACAGCCCUGUCGCCUCGUCCAUUGUCGUGAAUGACCGGUGGGGGAGAGGGUGCGGAUGUAAUCACGGUGGAGUGCUCGUCUGUGCUGACAGGUUCAAUCCCGUAGGUCACAUGAUGCACCGUCCGUGGGAGAACGCCAUGACGAUCGAUAAGAAGUCGUGGGGUUAUCGGAGGAACGCGAAGCUGAGCGAGUAUCUAAGUACAUAUGACUUGAUUCGUGAGCUCGCCUCGACCGUCAGCUGCGGUGGUAAUCUCCUAAUGAACAUUGCGCCUGCGCCGGAUGGGUCCAUACCGCUGAUAUUCCAGGAGCGGCUCGAAGAGAUGGGGGACUGGUUACAAUUCAAUGGUGAAGCCAUAUAUGGUAGCAGACCCUGGAAAGCACAAAACGACUCGCGAAAUGGAAACGUGUGGUACACGACUAAGGAUGGCUAUGUAUACGCCAUCGUCCUAGAGUGGCCAACAUCUGGGACUCUUCUCCUGGGGGCCCCAGUCCCCUCUCAGAAUACCACGGUCACCAUGCUGGGUCUGACAGGGGAGUUCUCGUGGUACGUGCACUAUGACAAGAUAAAUGGCGCUGAGGAGAUCCCACAUGAGGUUGGUGUUCCGGAAACGGAAACUCAAAUCGAAGGAACCGGAAGUCAUCUGGAAGAAGUCGGAAGUCACCAGGAAGGCAUCGGAAAUCAAAUGAUUGAGACCGGAGGUGAGCUCGAGGAGACUACACAUGAAGGUCACUCAGUUGAAUCUAUAGAGCACGUUGGUCAGGGAGAGGCCUUGGGUCCACAACAGAAAGAUCAGCGUGACGGAAAUGAUAAAACCGGAAAUGCUACAAACGAGAAAACCGGGAAAGCAAGGAAUGUAAUCGAAAUUUCUGACGGGAGCGGGAGUGGCAGCAGUGGAGAAGCGACAAGAAAAGGUUACGAUGGUUUCGACGCGUAUGCAUUUGCAAUCGAGGUUCCAGCGAUCCCCAUAUUUGAGUUACCAUCCAAGUUGGCCUGGGUGUUCAAGAUAAAAGAUGUCAAAUGAACUGGACAAAUCCUAUAGUAGUUUUCUAUCACGUGCUCUGAUUGGCUGAAACAGAUUGAGAUUUUUUUUGUGGAAGUAAUGGUAAGAGCUGAAUUCAAUUGAAAAUAUAGAUUUCCCUGCACA